UCUUUCAAAUCCAUUUUCUUGAAAUCUUACUCACAAAAUCUUGAAAGUACCCCUUUUGAAUGGAACCAACUCUUGGUUUACUUGACACUGGUGAAAAAGGUUGUCCAAAUAUGACCAAAGAGGAACAAGAUUACAAUAUGGACAUGUGUUCUGAGGAAGAAACAGAGCUUGAGUUGGGGUUAGGACUUAGUCUUAACAGUGGGGGUGGUGGGGGUAGUGGGGUGGUGGCAAAAGCUAAGAAAUCAGCAUGGGGUGAAUAUGGUAGAAUUUUAACUGCUAAAGAUUUUCCUAAUGGAUUUUCAGCUGCAGGAAGAUCUAUUAUUAAUAAUGGCGGUGUUUCUUCUGGUACUAAAAGAGCUGCUGAUUUUGUUGGUUCUAAUACUGAUGUUGGAUCUCCUCCUACUGGUUCCAGUCAAGUUGUGGGAUGGCCACCCAUAAGGGCAUACAGAAUGAACAGCUUGGUUAAUCAAUCAAAGGCUCUAAAUGCUGAAGAAGAUAAGGGAGUUGGCGGGAGCGAUAAGAAGGAGCAUUCAAAGAAGAAAAUCAAUCAUGGAAAUGCCAAGGACGACGCGACUUCUAUCAAAGAAAAAGGGCAUCUUGGUUUUGUAAAGGUGAAUAAGGAUGGUUUGCCUAUUGGAAGAAAGGUGGAUUUGAAUGCUCACACUUGCUACGAAUCAUUAGCCAAAACCUUAGAGGAUAUGUUCUGCAAAUCAACUAAAAGUGGUGAAAAGGAACAAGCAACACAGUCUUUUAAGCUCUUGGAUGGAUCAUCUGAAUUUGUGCUCACAUAUGAAGAUAAAGAAGGAGACUGGAUGCUUGUUGGAGAUGUUCCAUGGGAGAUGUUUGUCAACACUGUGAAAAGGCUAAGAAUCAUGAGGACUUCUGAGGCUAAUGGACUUGCUCCAAGAAUCCCUCAGAAACAGGAGAGACAAAAAGGAAAACCAAUCUAAUUUGCUUUGGUGCAAGGAAAUCACAGUUUGGAAGGAAAAAAAAAAAAAAGUAAAACAGAAAUAGUGAAGUGUUAAAAGAGUUGAUGGAUCUUGUUACUUUUUCAUGGUUGUCUCAAGCCCCUCAUAUAGUUGAUACACCAAUGUUUUGCCCAAACCUACCUUUUCUCAUAAUGUAAAUAUGGGAAUGCUAUUUUUCUCUUUUGUGUGUUUGUGUUUGUCUCAAGAAAUUCUAUUUAUUUAUUUAUUUAUUUUAAUGUU
This is a messenger RNA of Nicotiana attenuata, 1208 nucleotides long. RefSeq names its product auxin-responsive protein IAA13-like. The transcript has 5 exons. NCBI's taxonomy places the organism in Eukaryota, Viridiplantae, Streptophyta, Magnoliopsida, Solanales, Solanaceae. The record is from RefSeq and is a predicted model, not a curated record. The coding region runs from base 60 to 950 and encodes 296 amino acids. Gene Ontology annotation, cellular component: nucleus. Gene Ontology annotation, molecular function: protein binding. Gene Ontology annotation, biological process: regulation of DNA-templated transcription.